This is a messenger RNA of Camellia sinensis, 753 nucleotides long. Lineage: Eukaryota; Viridiplantae; Streptophyta; Magnoliopsida; Ericales; Theaceae. The record is from RefSeq and is a predicted model, not a curated record.
GCCCAUGAGCACCCCUAUCCCCAACAUUUAAAGCAAAUGACACAGCAAAAGAAUCUCUGGAAGUUUAGGGCAGACCUCUUCCCCUUCACGCUUCUUCACUUCUGCCUCUCUUCAAGUGUUUGUGUAAAUUGUGGUCUGCCAUCAACGGAAAACGAACAUCACCGAUUUGCGUCGGCUAUUGUCGUCACCAAUCUUCAUGGCCCGUCUGUGUCGGCUAUCUUACUCGCCAGUCUUCAUCGGCUGUCUUCCCACCGAUGUAAAUCUCUUCCCUUCCAUUCUAUACACGAAUCAAUGGAUUGUGGGAAAAAUGACCAACAGUAAAGGAACACUAGUUAUUGGCUACAAUUCAUCGGAACAUACACCGGCAACAGAAUUAAUUGGCAGCAAUGUAGAUAUUCUAACAGAGAUCCUUACCUGUGUGCCAGCAAAGUUUGUCAUCAGAUUCAAGUGCGUGUCUAAGGAUUGGUUCUCCCUAAUCUCCAAUUCACCAUUUUCUCGCAACCACGCUAACCAACAUCCCAGUGCCUUGUUCUCAGGACUAUUCAUCAACCCUGUUACAUCAUUUGACGAUGAAAAAGUCAAGUCUGUCUCACUUCACGGCCAACACCAAAGUCUUCCGACUUCGUCACUUCUUGAUGGUGUUGGAUAUGGGUCUGGUACAUGUAGGAUUGAAGACUCUUGCAAAGGCUUACUAUUAUGCUUGAAUGGCCCAACGUGUUUCAUUGUUUGUAACCCGACCACCUAGAAAUACAC